Messenger RNA from Chenopodium quinoa (quinoa), 2447 nucleotides. RefSeq lists its product as uncharacterized. The transcript is spliced from 6 exons. The record is from RefSeq and is a predicted model, not a curated record. NCBI's taxonomy places the organism in Eukaryota, Viridiplantae, Streptophyta, Magnoliopsida, Caryophyllales, Amaranthaceae. Bases 227 to 1624 code for a protein of 465 amino acids.
UUAAAAAUUAAUAAAUGGUUUAAUAAAAAAAUAAAAAAAAAAUCAUACUCUAGUUAAUUAAAAAUUUCAAGCUUGGCUUGACUAAAAGCUUAACAUUUGUAGCUAUUAAAAUAAUUACUCUGAUAAUUACUGUAUAUAAAAUUGUUGAAAGGCGCUAUUAAUCGAUCAUGUCACAAUCCAAGUAACCUUCAGAAAAAUCAAAAAUGAAAUCUCAACUUCCCAAACAAUGAAUCAAAUGCAAUCAACUAUCAAAUUAAACCCAGAAUCAAGCACCCUCUUUCUCUCUUUACACUCCAAGCUUCCAACAAUGGCGGUUUCAACAUCACACUACUCUCCUCUACAGGACCGAUGUUACAACCCAGAUACACAACCAGAAACCCCAACUCUUCCAUUACACUUUUCUCUCCGACGUAUAGAACUCUUCCUUAGAUUUCUGGGUUUCAUCCAUGAUUCCCGCUUUUCACUUUCUCUCUCCUCCCUCUCUUUCCUAUUUUUCGGUGUUGGCGCUCCUUCUCUUGUCAUCAUCUUCUUCUACUGCGGCUCUUCCGAUGUUGCCGCAUGCCGGAAAUAUCAUGUCAAAAGUUUUGAGCUGGAGACGCUGUUUUUUCAGGCUACUGCUGCUGCGGUCUCGUUGCUUUGUUUUUUGCGGAGUUUUAGAAAAUAUGGGCUCAGGAUUUUUCUUUUUGUUGAUAAGUAUCAUGAAAUUGGUGAUGAAUUUCAUUUUGAGUAUAUCCCCAAAAUCAAUGACUUCUUUCGCUCGCUGGCUGUAUGGGUAUUGCCAUGCGUUAUCUUGAAGAUGGCACGGGAGGUUGUUAGGGUUAUAUAUGUCCACAAUGAUUCACUGGUGCAAUCUAUGAUGGUUGUGUGUGUUUUGCUUGUUUCCUGGACUUAUACUGCUACAGUGUACCUGACUGGAAGCACCUUGUUCAGUUUGGUCUGCAGUUUACAAGUUAUACACUUUGAGAACUACAAGAAGCUUUUGGAAAGGAAUUUGGAUGUUUUAGUAUAUAUUGAAGAGCACAGUCGUCUUACAUUUAAUCUGUCCAAAAUAAGUCACAGAUUCCGAAUUUUCCUUAUAUUGGAGUUCUUGAUUGUAACUGCUAGUCAAGUUGUGACUCUGCUUGAAACGACAGGGAACAGUGGGACCAUCAAUUUCAUAAAUGCUGCGGAUUUUGCAAUCUCCUCCAUUGUUCAGGUAGUCGGAAUAAUUAUUUGUCUUCAUGCUGCUGCAAAAAUAUCGCAUAGAGCUGAAAGCCUGGCAUCAUUUGCUAGCAGAUGGCAUGCACUACUAACAUGUCAUUCAAAUGAGACUCUCAGGGCAUCAGAAAAUGGUGGGAACUUUAAUUUUGCUGGUUCAGCAAUUGCAUCAAUGAACUACCCAGAGAGUGACAUGGAGUCUGUUGACUACAUGUUACCAUCUAUGAAUGUAGAAUUGAAUCCAAAGGUGUCUUCAUAUCUCAAAAGACAAGCAUUUGUCAUGUAUAUGCAGGCCAACCCUGGUGGAGUGACCAUUUUUGGAUGGACAGUGAAUAGGGCAUUCAUGGAUACAAUAUUCUGUGUUGAACUCACUAUGGUUACUUUUGUUCUUGGCAAGACAUUAACAUUUACAACAAACAACACUUGAAGAAGCCUGAUACAUGAGUGCACAAUACAUAUUAAUUUGCCUCUUAAAUGAGGCACGGACGGCUGACUGAUGGAAAAGUGGUAACUGCACAAGGAUCACUAAGAUGGAAAGCAGUGUCCUUAGAAGGUCUUGGAUAUGGGAAUUAAGAAUAACCAUUUGGCUCGUUGCUUUGUUUGGAGCUUAUUGCUUAGCUGGAAAAUAAAUCUCUUUACCUAUCAGCAUAUUUACAGGUACUUGCUGAAAUGGUAGCUGGUAGUUAUGACCUCUUCUGUCGCAGCAAGAAACCUGGAAUGGUAGCUGGUAGCUAUGGCCUCUUUUGUCGCAGAAAGAAACCUGUGUUGAUGGCAAACUUUGUUGCCAACUAGGGUGGCUAUACUGAUACCAACGCUUACUUUAUUUUUCCACUACCUGGGUUCUAUUUUACUCACAUGAUGACCAAAAGGAACAACCCGCAGCCCCAGUCAACAGUAGAAUACAAGCUGAGCGAUUACAUUUAUUUAUUGAGGCAUUUUGGAGCAAACAAUUACUUGUAUAUUUGUAGCAACUAGACUGUAUCUUCGCCAUCCAAUUUGUCUGUAGUGUGACAGAUGACUAAGAUGCGCGAUUAUAUAGAAAACUGAGGCUAAGGUUAAUAUCUUACGAUAGGUUUGGAAGCCAAUUUACAUAUUGGUCCAUCUGGUGUACAAAAUUUGUAAACUAUAAUUUGUAAUCUUACUGUUUUGCAAUGUAUACGAAGCUAGCCUCAUAGCACUAGGGUUAACUUUUAGGAAAGUAUGUAACUACGUACUUCUAUUUUUUAUACUAUUUACAUACUCUUGUUUAA